AUGCGCGACUUGAGCCACUUGGAUGUGCGCGAGUUGGUUGAAGCGAUAUACCACAGUUUGGACGGGCUGGAUGACCGACUGGCCAAACUAUCGCAACAGAUCCUGGGAAGCUACCCUGGCCCCAACCAAGGCCCCGAUGUUGUCGAUGUCGACGACGCCAUAGUCGAACCCAUGACAGCAUCCUCGCUCUAUCCCGAGGCCGACCCGGUGACUGGGCCUAAAGACGUUACCCCGGCGUCGUUCACACAGCCAAGUGCGUCCCCCCCUUGUUUACAGCCUUCCCCCAUUUCGAGUGAACACGGAAUGAACGCAUCGACGGAUCAGCUUACCGUUUUGCCCUCGCUCCAUAAGGCCGCCCGCACAGCCUGUGUUACCUCUUUGGGGCCAAUUGUGCCAUCCACACCAUCUCCCCCAUUGGACACUUUGCAUUCGAACAACCCCACUAACUCUCGUUGGAAGGCGCAGGCUUCGAACCGGAGCUUGCCGCCCCCUCUCCAGCCCCCCCACUACUCUCGAAUGCAGCCUUCGGCUCCAACACCCGCCAAACGCCCCCCGGACUCUGCGUCUUCUCAACUCUGCCUCGCGCCUCCCCUCCGUGCCCGCGAAACCGCAGCUGCGUCGCACCGCUCACCAGGGCCUUUCCCCCCACUCCAGAAACCACCCCCCCCUCCAGUCGAACCCCUACCACACGGAUUAUUUAUGUGGAAGGACAGUGCCCCCCACCGUGCCCCUGAGUCGUGGCGCUUCCCCUCCACUUCGUGCGCCGCCAUGUGGACGUUGUGGUUCCAAGGCGAUCCCGUGCAUCGCAUCGGUCCGUUUCGGCACUUGACCACGAGCGACGUGUCGGACGUGACAAGUAAAAUCCAGCUGUACUACGCUCAGGUGGUGAUGGGGGAUCUCUUGUCGGUGGCCUUGCUGCACGCGCUGGCAAUGUCGCCCGAUCACAUUGCCAAGAUGAGUGUAGCCAGCGCGCUGUCCGUGCUGGAGAUGGCCAUGUCGCUGCGGGGCUUGGAACGAAUGUCCCCCCCAACUCGACCAACGACUUCUGUCCCAUCGUUGGCGUCCGAACAACUGUACAUCCACGUGUACCAACGCAUCGCUAACUCUCGGAUCGUUCCCCAGAAGCCCCGCCACGAUAUUCGUUUUUUGUAG
Messenger RNA from Aphanomyces astaci, 1152 nucleotides. RefSeq lists its product as hypothetical. The record is from RefSeq and is a predicted model, not a curated record. The transcript has a single exon. Bases 1 to 1152 code for a protein of 383 amino acids. NCBI's taxonomy places the organism in Eukaryota, Oomycota, Saprolegniomycetes, Saprolegniales, Verrucalvaceae.